AUGUCAGGGGACGCGCCUCCUCCUGUUGGCCUCUUGCGAGAGGGGUCCUGGGGAAGCGCAUCGUCGGGGGACGACGGUGUGAUGAGCAACGCAACUUCCGGGUCUAACGACCCGAGCCGGCCCGAGCCGCACCCCCAGGGGGCGCACGGGCAUGACCAACCCCAAGGGUUAGAUGCAGCGGCAUGGGCUGCGGCAUCGCCCGUGGGUUCCCAAUCGGCGGGAGCCCUGAGGAGCGCGUCGACGGGAAACGUCGAGGCGGACUAUACAUCCUACCAGCCCAACGGCUCGGGCGGACUCAAGGACGACCGGCUCGACAACGCGGGCGCCGGAGGAGCCGGCGCAGGGGGAGCCUGA
Messenger RNA from Emiliania huxleyi CCMP1516, 354 nucleotides. RefSeq lists its product as hypothetical. The transcript has a single exon. Lineage: Eukaryota; Haptophyta; Isochrysidales; Noelaerhabdaceae. The record is from RefSeq and is a predicted model, not a curated record. The coding region runs from base 1 to 354 and encodes 117 amino acids.